AUGGUCCGAUUCGGACAAGCAGUAGUGGGCGCACCCGGUGCCGGCAAAUCUACUUAUGCUAAGGCCGUCUUCAACCAUCUGAUCGGACAGAACAAGGACGUUGCCAUUAUCAACUUGGACCCGGCUGUUUCUUUCGCCGAGGCCAGGGUUGACAUUUGCACUUUGGUGGAGCACGCGGAUGUGAUGGAAGAACUCAGCCUCGGCCCGAAUGGGGCACUCGUCUACUGCAUGGAACUCCUCCUUGAGAAUAUCGACUGGCUGUUGACGGAAAUCGAGAAGAUUCCGAAAUCGACUUAUUUAGUUUUUGACUUUCCGGGACAGGCAGAGCUGUAUUCUGUUCACGAUUGCGUCGAAAAGCUGGUCUUUCAAUUGCAGAAAAAUCACAUCCGACUAUGUGCGGUCUACUUCACCGAAGCUCGCCACGCAGCAGACGCUCAUCUAUUUACAGCAGCGCUUUUGGCGACACUCUCUUCAAUGCUGCGCCUUGCCUUGCCAGCUGUUAAUGCAGUAUUCUAG
Messenger RNA from Oikopleura dioica, 516 nucleotides. The record is from the annotation of a GenBank genome assembly. Lineage: Eukaryota; Metazoa; Chordata; Appendicularia; Copelata; Oikopleuridae.